Molecule: messenger RNA, 1489 nt
Organism: Seminavis robusta
Lineage: Eukaryota; Bacillariophyta; Bacillariophyceae; Naviculales; Naviculaceae
Source: the annotation of a GenBank genome assembly
CGUCAUUCAAAUCAACAUCUCUCCCAUCUACCAUCUCCUUGCUGUCACACCAUCGAUAUCAGCCAUAUCUUGCAUUACAACGAGCUGUAGAACUGCCAAUAUACUACCAUCUAUUGAUAUUGCAGGAGGACUGAUACGGUAGGAUCAUGACUGUCUUUAGUAGAAAUUUUAUACCAGUUUUGAGUUUGGUGCUUCUGGUGGCAGCCUCUGGCACCUUGGCCUUUUCUGCGUCUCUCCACAAUCGGUUUGCCGUUGGUGGUAUCCACACAUCAUCAUCAUCCACAACAACCAGAAGAAGCACUACCAGUCUCUGGGCCAAGGCGGCCAAAAAGAAAAAGACCAAGACCAAGAAUAAGAGUGCUGCCGCCCCAGCCGGAAUCAAAGGAUUUGGAGGUGCUUCUACUACUACUGCAGCUUCUUCUUCUUCCAGCAAUGUUGCCACGGACCGGUCCAAACCAGCACUGGCGUUUUAUGACUAUAUGGAAGAGCAACAACACGGAGCCGGUGGCAAUUUGAAACGUGCCGCUUUGGGUUACUUUGGAUCGUUGCGAGGUGUCGUGGCCAUGCGAGAUUUGAAAAAGGGAGAUGCCAUUAUUGAUAUCCCCUACGAAAUGGCCAUUAAUCUGGGUCAAGAAGGAGGAGAUCCCACUCUGCCAGCGUUGGAAUUGUUGAAGGAUUAUUGUCAACAACAACAGCAACAACAACCAGACAACAACAACAAUCCGCGCAAAGCCUACUAUGACAUGCUGCCUCCCUUUCGCGGAGACGAUUCCCUCGGUAGUACCGAUUUCUUUUCGGAUGCCGCCUUGGAGGCAUUGCAAUCUCCCACCGUCGUGGACGAAACGCUGAAACGACGACAACGGUGUCAAAUGCGAUUCGAUCAAGAUAUCGACGAAUCAUUUCCCCGUUGGAUCGAUGGUACCCCCGUCACAUCCGAACACUUGCAAUGGGCCGUAUGGCUCAUUACGUCGCGGGUCUUGACGGUGCAAGGGGACAGUAGUGAAGGCAAAUCCUAUCGACUCUUGAUUCCCUUUUUGGACAUGUGCAAUCACGAUCGAUCCAGUCCGCACAUCUUGUCGGGGCGGGCCGUACCGGGAGGAUCUCUCAAAGUUGUGGCGGGGGCUCCCGUCAAGGCGGGAGAACAAAUCAAUAUUGCCUAUGGUGGUGGCGUGGCCGGCAAUGAUCGGUUCUUGCAAGAUUAUGGAUUUCUAGACAGUGAUGCGAAAGCCAAUGAUAUUGUUGCCUUGCAGUUGUUGGGGAAACGUCGUAUUUUGGAAGGUGCCGGAGCCGGGAGAAUCAUGGCCGAGGCAGAUCGAGAAGCAGCAUUGAAACUGUUGCGAUCCACGACUAUGGAUCAAGAUCGGGUAUUGCUAGAAGAAGCAAAAGAGGAUCCCGGACUACGGUCCGCCAUACAGUUCCGGUUAGGUGUCAAGCAAGCCCUUUCCAAACAAAUUGUAAUGCAAUAGAUUUAUUGUUUUUGUUGUUGUUC